GGUGAAGAUGGUGGUGAUGGUGGUGAUGGUGUUUGUCGUCUGCUGGGCACCACUCCAGGUCAUUAUUCUCUUCGGCGUGCUCAACAAAUACGACAGGCUCCCCGAAUGGUUCUCUCACGUGGAGUUCUUCGCAUACUUCCUGGCGUACAGUAACUCCCUGUGGAACCCCGUGCUUUACGGAGGGUUUAACAACGCCUUUCGCAAGGGUUUCAGCAGACUCUUCAGAUGCCGGAAGCCCACGGUUGUCCUCAACGGUAAGUAGAAGCUGAAGCUGGUGGAAUCGUGGAAUUGUUUAU
Molecule: messenger RNA, 296 nt
Organism: Amphibalanus amphitrite
Lineage: Eukaryota; Metazoa; Arthropoda; Thecostraca; Balanomorpha; Balanidae
Product: allatostatin-A receptor-like
Exons: 2
Coding region: 8-262 (84 amino acids)
Biological process (GO): G protein-coupled receptor signaling pathway
Cellular component (GO): membrane
Molecular function (GO): G protein-coupled receptor activity; peptide binding
Source: RefSeq, a predicted model, not a curated record